This is a messenger RNA of Hibiscus syriacus, 1331 nucleotides long. RefSeq names its product protein IQ-DOMAIN 14-like. Gene Ontology annotation, molecular function: protein binding. Lineage: Eukaryota; Viridiplantae; Streptophyta; Magnoliopsida; Malvales; Malvaceae. The coding region runs from base 32 to 1285 and encodes 417 amino acids. The record is from RefSeq and is a predicted model, not a curated record. The transcript is spliced from 3 exons.
CUUUUACAAUCUUACUCUCCAAGGAAACAAGAUGGGAAGGGCUUCAAGGUGGCUGAAGAGCUUGUUUGGGAUGAAGAACGGCAAAGAUAACUUGAAUCCCUGUGAAGGGAAAGAUAAGAGAAAGUGUAGCACUGGAUAUUCUGGGCGAGAUUCGAGCAGCACCACUACAAUAUCACCGGCUAAGGUUGCGUGGCUAAGAUCAUGCUACAAUGAAACAGAGAGGGAGCAGAACAAGCACGCCAUUGCGGUGGCAGCCGCCACUUCAGCCGCCGCGGAUGCAGCAGUAGCCGCUGCGCAGGCCGCAGUGGCGGUGGUGAAGCUGACGAGUCAUGGUAGAGGCACCAUGUUCGGCGGCGUACAUGAGAGGUGGGCUGCUGUCAAGAUUCAGACAGUUUUCAGAGGAUAUCUGGCUCGAAGAGCACUACGAGCUUUGAAAGGAUUAGUGAAAAUACAGGCGCUUGUUAGAGGAUAUUUACUGAGGAAACAAGCUUCAGCCACUCUUCGUAGCAUGCAGGCAUUGAUGAGAGCACAAGCUACCAUUAAAUGCCGGAGAGCUCGUGGAAUCAUCAACAACGACGCCGUUAGAUUUGACAUCCGAGCACGAAAACCCAUGGAGAGAUUUGAUGAUAGUAGAAGUGAACACAUAGUUUCAAAUCAUAGCAGAAGACUGUCAGCUUCUCUCGACACUGCAAUUAACAUCGAUCAAAGUCCCAAAAUCGUGGAGGUCGAUACAGGCAGGCCUAAUCGGAGAACCAACACUUCUUUAUCGGAUUUCGUUGAUGACCCUCCUUACCAAACGCUGCCGUUUCCUUCUCCUCGACUUCCGGCCCGUUUGUCGAUACCAGAUAGGCGCCAUUUUCACGACACCGAUUGGGGAUUAACCGAAGAUGAAUGCAGAUUCUCUACGGCACACAGCACGCCUCGCAUUACCAAUCCUUGUAUGUAUAAAGCGCCGGUUACACCGGCCAAGAGUGUGUGCGGCAACAACUUUUUCAGGCACUGCGGGGAUUUUCCGAAUUAUAUGGCGAACACGCAGUCUUUCAAGGCAAAGUUGAGGUCUCAUAGUGCUCCGAAACAAAGACCAGAUUCGGGGCCGAAGAAAAGGGUUUCUCUCAAUGAAAUGAUGGAAUCGAGGUGCAGUUUAAGUGGGGUUAAGAUGCAGAGAUCGUGCUUACGAGCUCAAGAAGCCAUUAAUUUCAAGAAUGUGGUGAUGGGGAAGCUUGAUAGGUCCUUUGAAUUCGGUAGAGACUCUGAGAGGAACCAUUUGCAGAUCAGAAGGUGGUGAUUUAAGAGGGAUAAAAACAAGUUAGAAAUUAUGUGUAGAAUUUAUA